AUGAAGAUACAACUCUCCCCAUCCUUGAUCUUUCUUCUCCUUCCCGCUCUGGCAACUGCGGUGGCAGACCUCAAACCAAGUGCCCUCUCCAGCGCGUCAUCCGAUUUGAACUCCCGCUAUGUUGAACCCGAGUCGAUCGCGUCCACCAAUACUGUCAAAGGGUCGCUGGACGCCCCGGUAGACGGCAAGGAUGGCAGGCCACAUGCCGGCCCGUGGGUGGAAACCAAUGCGGAGCGGGAUCGCAAGAGCAACAAAGGCAGUGACGAUAUAGAUCUGGUCUCAACGAAGUACGACCUCAAAAUAACUUCGUCGGAGCACCUCGGCACUGGAGAGGGGCAAAUCAUCCCGCACUCCAACGGUGGUGUGAUGGAUGAUCCAGAUCGGGCUGGCCCCAAAGCAGGCACUAGAGGCACCGAGGGAGGUGUAUCGGAGAAGGGGAAGGACAGCCACUUCAAUGCCGAGAAAGUGCCUGGAAGUCCCAAGGAGGCUCCUCCUUUGCCGCAUAGCGAGAAGCAGAAACAGCCUGAUAGUGAUGCGAUCGUGGGAAGUGGCGGUCGCACCGCCGAUGAUGCUGGAACACUUGGAAUGCUGGAGAAACCGGCCGAUCUCCCUUCCAAGCCCCACGAUAUCCCCCACCCCAAGUCCCCCUCUCAAGCUAAGGAUGAUCCUCUAGCUAUAGAGCAUGACUCUGCUGGCUCGGGGUCAUACUCCGGCUCAUCUACCUACGACAAAACAUCGACUCAAGUCCCCUCGGAUGACGGCGAUGGUUUGCACUCUCUGAUCUUUGCGUUCACCAUGAUCAUCGUCUCCGAGAUUGGCGACAAGACCUUCCUUGUCGCGGCACUCAUGGCGAUGAGACACCCCCGAUUGGUUGUGUUCUCCUCUGCCUUCUGUGCUUUGUUUGUCAUGACUGUUCUGUCCGCUGUUCUCGGCCACGCCGUUCCUACUCUGAUCCCGAAGUCGCUCACGAAACUGAUGGCGGCUGUCCUUUUCCUGGUUUUCGGCGUGAAGAUGUUGAAGGAAGGUCGUGAGAUGUCCCCGGAUGAGGGUGUUGGAGAGGAAAUGCGCGAGGUCGAGAUGGAGCUAGAGGAGAAGGAGCAGGAGCAGCGACGUAUGGGCCGUCGUCGCUCCUCGAUUACUCCGCACUCCCUCGAGGCCGGCCGUGCUGGCGGCCGCCCCAAGUCGCGCGGCUCUACUAACCGCCUGCCUUCCCCUCCGGAAAGUAUCUCCUCGUCUUCCUCGCGUGGCUCGUCGCCCCACCCUCGCCAGCGUUUGAACAACAUGAUGGUUGGUGUUAGCAAUCUCUUCUCUCUUCUCCUCAGCCCAGCAUGGGUACAGACAUUUGUCAUGACCUUCCUCGGCGAAUGGGGUGACCGUAGCCAGAUCGCCACUAUCGCCAUGGCUGCUGGCCAAGACUACUGGUGGGUGACCGUUGGCGCGAUUACCGGCCAUGCCAUUUGCACGGCCGCGGCUGUCAUCGGUGGCCGAGCUAUCGCCGGCCGUGUCAGCAUGCGUGUCGGUAAGUUCUCAAAUGAGUGUCCUGUUUUGUUUCUCCGAAAUUCUAACCCUUAUAACACAGUGACUCUUGGCGGUGCCACGGCUUUCCUCAUCUUCGGCAUUAUUUACUUCAUAGAGGCUAUGUACUAA
Molecule: messenger RNA, 1647 nt
Organism: Penicillium daleae
Lineage: Eukaryota; Fungi; Ascomycota; Eurotiomycetes; Eurotiales; Aspergillaceae
Product: TMEM165/GDT1 family protein
Exons: 2
Coding region: 1-1647 (548 amino acids)
Biological process (GO): Golgi calcium ion transport; Golgi calcium ion homeostasis; calcium ion transmembrane transport
Cellular component (GO): Golgi apparatus; fungal-type vacuole membrane
Molecular function (GO): calcium ion transmembrane transporter activity; manganese ion transmembrane transporter activity
Source: RefSeq, a predicted model, not a curated record